Manis javanica (Malayan pangolin) is the source of this 7175-nucleotide messenger RNA. RefSeq names its product hypoxia inducible factor 3 subunit alpha (gene HIF3A). The record is from RefSeq and is a predicted model, not a curated record. Lineage: Eukaryota; Metazoa; Chordata; Mammalia; Pholidota; Manidae. Gene Ontology annotation, molecular function: DNA-binding transcription factor activity, RNA polymerase II-specific; protein dimerization activity; RNA polymerase II transcription regulatory region sequence-specific DNA binding. Gene Ontology annotation, biological process: cellular response to hypoxia; regulation of transcription by RNA polymerase II.
GGGGCCAGGGAUGAUGGGAGUCGGGGGGCUCACCUUCUAGGGACCCCUGAGCCGCGUUGGGGAUGCGUGGGUGCAAACCAGGGACGCCCCCGGACGCGCGGCUGGAGGCACGUCCCCGCCGCACCCUCUACCCUGGGGGAUGUUGGGGUGGGGGUGGCCCCAAGUUUCCCGCUGCUCCGCCCCUCUAGCCAGGAGCGACUUCAGGGUAGCGAUCCCCCAAUUUCCUACUGCUUCUGCGUCGUUUCCCCUCUUGGUGGGGGCGGUGAAACUCGGGGUCCUCACGGAAUUGAAGCUGGUUGCCUUUGAGCAGUUGCCGGGCUGCUUUUGCGGGGGGCAUUCUCCCUCCACACAGACUCCUCUGUCCUCCGAACCCCCAGAAUUGAGGUCGUUCCUUGCCACAGACUCCUGGGAUCCUAGGGGAUAUGGGGUACCCCCAAACUGAGCCUUCCCAGAUGUAAGUUCCUUGGAAUGGGGAGCCAGCUUCUGAAUUCAAGAGAAGCGAGAUCCUUUUUAACUGGACCCUUCUGGCACAGGCUCCCGAACCUUGGGUUCCCAAGAAAUAGGCUGGGGGAGUUCCUCUUUCAGAGGCUACUUGGGAUCCUUCCCAGGGACCUUUCUGUAUCUUUUGCAAAGUAGAGUUGCCCCCUUUAAUACCAGGGAAACAGCCGGACCACUUCCCAAAGUCUAGCCCCUCACCUCAGUCCCUGUGACCCUGGGACGGAGGGGGGACCCACCCAAGCCUUAUUUUGUGAAGCCCCCCGUGGAGGGCGCGCUGCUGGUUCCGUGCAAGCUGCGCUGGCGGCCCGCCCUGCCGCAGUGCCCCGCGGGUCAUCCCGGGCGGAGGAGGUUUUUCUGAGUUCGUCUCCCAGCAGGUGCCGUUCUGCAGGGGCAGCAGGGAGCCUGUGUCCUGGGUCCACUGCCAGGGAGGGGUCCUAUCUGGCCAUGUUUUCAUGGGACCUGGGGAAAUGUUCCAGACCCUUAGCCUCCCCUGUCCAAUCUGAGACCUCCAGGAAGCCUCACCCCCUUCCCUCCUCCCUGGCUUCGUGGGUCUGAUUGGAUCCAUCCACACAGCCCCCAUGUUUAUUACCUCCCCAAGCCGUUCGCCGCCCCCCAACCCCCGCCCUCCCAUUCUAUUCCAGGCUCUGGCUCUGGGCCUGCCAGGGAAGUCCAUCCCACCCCUUCUGGGCCAUCCCCAGCCCAGCCCCGCCCUGUGCCCCCUCCUGGUUGGGUGGGGGGGCCCCUCCUGGGCUGAGCUGGGGUGCUCCCUCUCCCCACCCAAGCCCAGCCCUUUCCUGUGGUGUCAUCCCGGUGCUGCUCACCACUCACUCGUAACUUGCACCCGGACCCCAGCCACACUCCGUCCCCUCCUGCACCCCUAAGGAUGGCACUUGGGCCAAAAAGAGGCUGGGUGAUGGGAGGCUCUGCAGCUUGUCCAAAGUCACGCAGCUAGUAAGUAAUGCAUCGAGAUUGGAACCCUGAACUAGAAGAACCAGCCUCUAGUCUAUUUAACAGAAAGGCCAGAGACCCAGGCAUCUGUGCAGCCAGUGAGAGGCCCACACUUCCUGUCAAAAGAACAUCCGGAGCUGGAAGGAGGGUCCCGUUGCAGCCACCAGCUGGCUCCUUCUACGACGGACGGAGAAGUCUGCCACAGAGAGGAUUCCAGAGCCCAGCUGCCUGGGAGGUGGGGGGCGGCCCCAGCCUCCUGUUCCCACUCCCUGUUCCCUCUGUCAGGGGCCCCUAGCUGAAUGAGGCCCGCCCACCCCCACCCUCUGGGCAGGAAGACAAACAGGGCUGGAACAGAACAGGACAGGACGGAAUGUCCUCUGGGCAGAGCAGGACUGGAGGCCCCUGCCCCCCACCAGCCAGGAGGGAGGGGAUGGGGUGAUUGCUGGCUUCCUUCACCUCUCCACCCAGCCUGCCCCCUUCUGUGCCUCCUACACCCUUGCACGGAGGAGUGUUCUCCCCACCACAGCCAGCUGGAACAGUCCCCUCCCCUCCCCUCUCCCCUUCGUGCCCUUGGGUGGAGCAGCAGGUCUCCUGCUGGGGGUGAGGUUGAUGUCACCCCAGAAGUGGCCUCUGGCUUUUAGGAAGGGAUGGCCUCCCCUUCUGGAGUCAGCUUCCAUAGGGCGAGUCCCAAGGGAGGAAUUAGAGAAGGCAGGCUUCAGAACCUCACUACCUAGGUUCGAAUCCCAGCUCUGGCAGUUACUGGUUUUGUGACUUUUCAGGCUCAGUUUCCCCUUUGUGAAAUGGAGGUCUAAAGUGUUCAUCACCUAAGGGCCCCUGGGGUUGAGUGAGUACACACAGGCAAGUACUCAGCACAGUGCCAGACACAGGAAUGCUUAGCAAGUUAUUAAUGGUUUUAUCGAUAUAAAUAUAGAUAAGAUUAUAUGUACUAUAUGUGAUAUACUCUUUUUAAAAAAAGUAUAGAGUGUGGAUUCAGACAGCUCUGGAGUUUAACUUUUUAGACAGUGGCAAAAACAGCACUAAAACCUGGAGCCAAAUCCAGGGCCAUUGCACAGAGCAAGUUGAAGACUUCAAGGCGGAGCGGUAUUCCGACCCCGGCUUCACUCCUUACGAGCAAGCACCGCACCUUUCUGUACCUUGUUUUUUUCUUCUGUUCGAUGGGAUAAUGUUACUACCUUCCUUCUAGGGUGGUCUGAGCUCUAAGUAGGUUAAUAUAAGUUACACACAAGGCACAGGGACUGACAAAAUAGGAGAAGCUGGGUAAGUGGCAGGUACUUCUGACAAAAUGAUACUCACCCUUGUACCCCCAACCCACAUGCCGAACUCAGGCACUGAACUGGAUUAAAAAGUAGGGGUGAGUGGUUAGCUGUUGGCUGGACAGAACCUGGGGUUGGUUUGCUGUCACCCUGGCAGGGCCCCUGUUGGUGAGCCGUUGGACUUUGAGAUCUGUGCUCCAAGAUUCUGAGGACUCAGCCCAGCUGGAGGGGAAAGGGCAAGAGAGGGGGUUCUGGGAGACAGGGGCCCUAAAGGCUGUACGCAUCUUCUCCCUCCCCUGGCUCCGGGCCAACUCGGCCAGCCCCCUCCCAGCAGGAGGCCUCCCUGUCCCCCAGGCGUCCCAAGCCCGGGGAAUAAACAGCAGAUAAGUCAGGGAGGGGACAGCGGCCCUGGGCACGCCUUGGAGAGGAGCGAGGCGCCGGGGGGCAGCGUGGGCUGGCGCAGGCACAAAUAAAACUCGAGGCUAGGAGCGCCUCUCGAGUAUAAACCUCCCAGGUCCAGAGAGCUCCGGGAGCAAGCCCGGGCCACACAGCGUCUGUGCAGUAGCGGCCCUGCCCUCUGUGAGCCCGGGCUCCAUGUGGCAUCACUCCACGUUCUUGGCCCAUCCAACUCUUUCCCUUCCGGGGGCGCCGCCGGCGAAUGAUGCCGGUGCCCCCAGGUCGAGCACAGAGCUGCGCAAGGAGAAGUCCCGGGAUGCGGCCCGCAGCCGGCGCAGCCAGGAGACCGAGGUGCUGUACCAGCUAGCUCACACGCUGCCCUUCGCGCGCGGCGUCAGCGCACACCUGGACAAGGCCUCCAUCAUGCGCCUCACCAUCAGCUACCUGCGCAUGCACCGCCUCUGCGCCGCAGGGCAGUGGAACCAGGUGGGAGCAGGGGGAGAACAACUGGAUGCCUGCUACCUGAAGGCCCUGGAGGGCUUCGUCAUGGUGCUCACAGCUGAGGGAGACAUGGCUUACCUGUCGGAGAAUGUCAGCAAGCACCUGGGCCUCAGUCAGCUUGAGCUCAUUGGACACAGCAUCUUCGAUUUCAUCCACCCCUGUGACCAAGAGGAGCUUCAGGAUGCCCUGACCCCACGGCAGAGCUUGUCAAGAAAGAAGCCAGAAGCUCCCACCGAGCGGUGCUUCUCCUUGCGCAUGAAGAGCACCCUCACCAGCCGCGGGCGCACCCUCAACCUCAAGGCGGCCACCUGGAAGGUGCUGCACUGCUCUGGACACAUGAGGGCCUACAAGCCCCCUGCACAGACUUCCCCAUCUGGGAGCCCCAAUUUGGAGCCCCCCCUGCAAUGCCUGGUGCUCAUUUGUGAAGCUAUCCCCCACCCGGGCAGCCUGGAGCCCCCACUGGGCCGGGGGGCCUUCCUCAGCCGCCACAGCCUGGACAUGAAAUUCACCUACUGCGAUGAGAGGAUCGCAGAGGUUGCCGGCUAUAGCCCCGAUGAUCUGAUUGGCUGUUCCGCCUACGAGUACAUCCAUGCGUUGGACUCGGAUGCAGUUGGCCAGAGCAUCCACACCCUUCUGAGUAAGGGCCAGGCAGUAACCGGGCAGUAUCGCUUCCUGGCCCGGAGUGGUGGCUACCUGUGGACCCAGACCCAGGCCACAGUGGUGUCAGGGGGCCGGGGCCCCCAGUCUGAGAGUAUCGUCUGCGUCCAUUUCCUGAUCAGCCGGGUGGAACAGACCGGAGUGGUGCUGUCCCUGGAGCAAACGGAGCGACACUCACGCAGACCUGGCCGGCGGGGCACCCACUCUCAGAAGGAUACCCCUAAUCCUGGGGAAAGCCUUGAUGCCUCUGGUCCCCGGAUCCUGGCUUUCCUGCACCCCCCUUCCCUGAGCGAGGCCACCCUGGCUGCUGACCCCCGCCGUUUCUGUAGCCCUGAUCUUCGUCACCUCCUGGCACCUAUCCUGGAUGGGACUUCAAUAGCCGCCACCCCCAGUGCACCCCCAGCUUCCCGGCGCCCCCAAAGUCCACUUCCAGCUGAUCUCCCAGAUGAACUACUUGUGGACGUGGAGAAUGCACACAAACUCUUUGCUUCUGGGAAAGACCUUGAGGCAGUGGAGACAGAUUUAGAUAUAGCUCAGGACGUUGAUUCUCUGGAUUUGGAGAUGCUGGCCCCCUACAUUUCCAUGGAUGAUGACUUCCAACUGAACUCCAGCGAGCAGCCACCCAGGGCCUACCACAGAUCUCCAGGGGCUGUCCCCCGGCCUCGCGCUCGGAGCUUCCACGGCCUGUCACCCCCAACCCCUGAGCCAUCCCUGCUGCCCCGCUGGGGGAGUGACCCCCGGCUGAGCUGCUCCAGCCCUUCCAGACGGGACCCCACAGCGUCCUCCCCCGUGGCUGGGGCUCGGAAGAGGACCCUGGCCCAGAGCUCAGGGGAUGAGCCCGAGGGGGUGGAGCUGCUGGGAGUGAGACCCCCCAAGCGGUCCCCCAGCCCAGAACCCGAGACCUUCCUGUUGCCUCCCCUCAGCCUGAGUUUCCUUCUGACAGGAGGACCAGCCCCAGGGAGCCAGCAGGAUCCUAGCACGCACCUCCUGGCACUGAGUGAGCCCUUGGGAAAAGCAUUCCAAGCAGAGGGAACCAAGUAUGCAAAAGUCCAGAGAUGGGAGCAUAUCAUCUUCUUUGAGGAAAACACAAGGCCAGUGUGGCUGAAGCAGAGAAGAGGGGGAAGAGAGGCCUGGGCCCCUCACUGCUCUCUCUCUACCCGGAUGAGGAUGCAGCCCAGCCCAGGAGCCACUUCCAGCCCGCAGCAGGCCUGGCCCAGGCCAACUGAGCCAGCUCCUCUUCCCGUUUGCCUUCUCCUCCCCAGAAAGGACCUCAACCACACUCCAUGCCUGCAGCCAACGCACAGGAUGGGGCGCCGGGAGAGGGCUUCCCUGUCUCCUCUCAGCGGCCCCACCCUCCUCGGGCCUACCUCAGCCCCCACCCCUCUGCCCCCGGUGUCCGGGAGCUCUCUGGGGUGGUCUCAGCUCAGUGACCUCUGGGAGGGGGUCCGUGGCCCCCUCCUCCUCCUCUCAGGACUUCUCUUGGGAUUCUCAGUACUGGUUACCUCACCCCUUCCUCCAACACUCUUGGCUUUUGGGUAAUUAGGGGUGGGGGAGGUUGGGGUUCAGAUCUGUGUUUCUGGGCUCUGGGGAGUAUUGACAACCAUAAUCACAUUUUUUUCCAUUCAUCUUUCUUUUAUUCUUAUUUUUAUUUUCAUUGUUUUCAUGAUACGUCUUUACUCGCUAUGAAUUCCCCGGGGUCUAUAAGAAUGUGGGACUCUGAUCUCUCCCCCAACAUCAGGGGUCAAUGGCCGUGGGGAUUCUGGGCCAGACCUUACUCCCAGCUGCUUCUGAUUAAGCCCUUAGCCUUCCAAGAGGCCAUCCGGCUCUGCCUAACCCCUCCACUCAGGACUUCUGCUGCCCCAGCCUCGCCUGGGCACAGACUCAUUCGUGGGCUUCCAGGUAUAGCUUCCGAAGUCCUCUGCUUCCAGAUCAUACAACGUUCAAUCUUCCCUGGUUCUAGAGUGCACAACCUCCGACAUUCUCAGAUUCUAGACUGUACAACCCCCGACAUGGUCUGGUUUAGACCUCACAUCCUCCAAACACCCUUGAGUCCACUCUUAAAAUCUUCAGCUCUUUCUGGUUCCAGACCUCACAACCUCCAACUCUAUAUUCUCGUACUUCCUGGUCUCCAAAAUUGUCUGGUUCUAGGCCCUACAUCUUCCAAUUCCCUCAGGCUCCAGAGCCUAUGACCACCAGAGUCCUCUGGUUCCAGAACUUCCCCCGACAUACUCUGGUUCUAGACCUCUUCCCUAUAAACCCCUCUUGUUCUAGAUGUCACAUGCUCCCACUCCCCCCGAUUCCAGAUCUUACAACCAACCAUCUCCUCUGACUCUGGGCCCACAGCCCCACGCUUUGUAUUGGUUCUAGUCUUCCUGGUCUGUGAUACAAUUCAUUUCAAAUCCAGACUUCCUAACGCUUUGGUCCUAAACCUCAUGAUGCCCAGCUUAUUCCUUUUCAACUGUCUACACUCAAGACUUGCUUUUCCCAUCAAAAGUAGUAAAAUGAGUUUUAUGUCUUGAGCCUCUAACCAGUAUUUCCAGACCCAGGCACCACACUGCCGUUCUCUUUUGCUGUAGACCUCAUGACCUCUACCAUUCACUGGUUCUAGACUAUGCAACCUUUAGACCUUGCAAUUUCUAGUGCCCUCUGAUUCCAAAUCUGAUCUUCUCCCUUUACUCUGGUUCUAGAACUUGGUCUCAAAUGUCUUCUGAUUCUAGACCUCGUCCUAUAAAUUCCCUUGUUCUAGACCUCACAAUCCCUAGUUCUUCCUCACUCCAGAUCUUACAAGUCCAAAUUAACCUGGGUCUAGAACUCAGCCUUCAAACAUCUGCUGAUUAUAGACCUUGCCUUAUUGAUUUCUCUGGUUCUAGACCUUCCAACUCCCAACUCCUGGUUCUAGAU